Manihot esculenta (cassava) is the source of this 1771-nucleotide messenger RNA. RefSeq names its product U-box domain-containing protein 4. Gene Ontology annotation, cellular component: nucleus; cytoplasm. Lineage: Eukaryota; Viridiplantae; Streptophyta; Magnoliopsida; Malpighiales; Euphorbiaceae. The record is from RefSeq and is a predicted model, not a curated record. The transcript has 2 exons. Gene Ontology annotation, molecular function: protein binding. The coding region runs from base 315 to 1466 and encodes 383 amino acids.
AGAACACGCCACCCCACUACUACCACCACCACCAACUAACGGCCAUAUACUCGGAUUCUGUUGAAAAUCCAAGCUACCCUCUCUCUAAAUAUAAAACCUAAAGCCAAAGCUAAAGCUAAAAAGGCAAGCCCUCUCUCUCUCUCUCUCUCUCUCUCUCUCUAAACUUACCAUUUUUAACUGUUGCUUAACGCCAACCCCUUCAACCUCCUCCACCAUACGUUUCUUUCUCUCUCUCAUAAAUUCUCUCUCUCUCUCCCUUGCAUACAACUUACUUGCUUUCUUUCUCCUCUUGUUUUUUUCCUUUUUUUUUUCCAAUGGAUUCUUGCGCAGAGAACUUGCAGAGCCCUUGCCCUUCCUCCCCCGACACCGAAACGCCGCGAGCAGCCAGUUCCGCUGUGCAGCGAGCCCUCUGUCUCAUCAAAUCCGACGACCUCGAUUCCAAGGUUGAUGCUGCUAAAGAAAUUCGUCGGCUGACUAAAACUUCUCAGAGGUGUCGCCGACAGCUUGCUCAGGCUGUUAACCCGCUUGUUUCCAUGCUCCGAGUUCUUGACUCACCCGAGUGCCAUGAGGCCGCUCUUCUCGCACUCCUCAAUCUCGCUGUCCAAGACGAGAAGAACAAGAAAAGCAUUGUUGAAGCUGGAGCCUUAGAACCGAUAAUCAGCUUUCUUCAGUCACAGAAUUUAAACUUACAGGAGUAUGCAACAGCAUCUUUGCUUACUCUAUCUGCAUCUACCGCUAACAAGCCGAUUAUAAGUGCUUCUGGUGCCAUUCCCCUGCUUGUGGAAAUCCUUAGGAGUGGAAGUUCACAAGCCAAGUUUGAUGCUGUAAUGGCUCUUUCUAAUCUUUCAACACUCCCAGAUAAUCUCAGCAAUGUGCUUAAAACCAAUCCAAUCCCUUCUCUAGUUAGUUUACUGAAGACUUGUAAAAAAUCUUCAAAAAUGGCUGAAAAAUGUUGUGCUCUCAUAGAAUCCAUGGUGGGUUUUGAUGAGGGUAGAACGGCUUUGACAUCUGAAGAAGGUGGAGUUCUUGCUGUUGUUGAAGUACUAGAGAAUGGGUCUCUCCAAAGUCGAGAGCAUGCAGUUGGGGCAUUACUGACCAUGUGUCAGAGUGAUAGAUGUAAAUAUAGAGAACCGAUUCUGAGAGAAGGUGUGAUCCCUGGACUUCUGGAGCUCACUGUCCAAGGAACGCCUAAGUCUCAGAUAAAGGCACAAACCCUGUUACAGUUAUUGAGAGAUACUCCAUAUCCGAGAUCCGAGCUUCAGCCAGACACACUAGAGAAUAUUGUGUGCAACAUUAUCUCCCAGAUAGAUGGAGAUGAUCAAUCUAGUAAAGCAAAGAAAAUGCUGGCUGAGAUGGUACAAGUUAGCAUGGAACAGAGCUUGAGACAUUUACAGCAAAGGGCUAUGGUAUGCACAACCAGUGAUCUGCCAAUUAGCAGCUGUACUUCAGAAGUUUCUCUUAAAUGAUGAAAAUGGCUAUCAAACUUUCCCCUUUCAUAUUUCUUUUCUCAUGUGGGUUUGUGAGAUAAGGUUUUCCUUUGUAAAAAAGCGAGGAAAAAAAUUAGUAUAGUGAAGUAUGCCAGUCCAGGCCCUAGCGUAGGUAUCAGGUGACUGGUAAGUGUGAAUAAUAUGAUGUGAAGCUGCUUUAACAUUUUAUAGCUGUUUGUACAAAAUUUCAGCUAUUGAAUGGAACUUUGUUCAGUAAAAGUUUAAAUCUAAGUCAGAGCUCAAUCUUAUUAAAUAAAUAAAAGCUCAUUUUUUCUGAGCAAUUU